Messenger RNA from Nipponia nippon (crested ibis), 1635 nucleotides. Its product is annotated as solute carrier family 22 member 4. The record is from RefSeq and is a predicted model, not a curated record. Lineage: Eukaryota; Metazoa; Chordata; Aves; Pelecaniformes; Threskiornithidae. Gene Ontology annotation, biological process: transmembrane transport; carnitine transport. Gene Ontology annotation, cellular component: membrane. Gene Ontology annotation, molecular function: ATP binding; transmembrane transporter activity.
UCCGUGGGCGGGGGGGCCCCCUUCCAGCGGCUCGUCUUCUUCCUCCUCAGCGCCAGCAUCGUCCCCAACGGCUUCAACGGGAUGUCGGCCGUCUUCCUGGCCGGCACCCCCGAGCACCGGUGCGCCGUGCCCCGCGGGGCCAACCUGAGCGGCGAGUGGCGGAACGCCAGCAUCCCGCUGGAGCUGCGGGGCGGGCGGGAGGAGCCGAGCCGCUGCCGCCGCUACCGCCUGGCCGCGCUCGCCAACUUCUCGGCGCUGGGGCUGCGGCCCGGCUCCGACGUGGAGCUGGGGUCGCUGGAGCAGGAGCCGUGCCUGGACGGCUGGGAGUACAGCCGCGAUGUCUACCGCUCCACCAUCGUCACCGAGUGGAAUCUGGUGUGCGAGGAUGACUGGAAAGCCCCGCUGACCACCUCCCUCUUCUUCGUGGGGGUCCUCAUCGGCUCCUUCAUCUCGGGACAGCUCUCAGACAGGUUUGGCAGGAAGAACAUCCUUUUUUCGACAAUGGCCGUGCAGACUGGCUUCAGCUUCCUGCAGAUCUUCUCUACCAGCUGGGAGAUGUUCACAGUGCUCUUUCUCAUAGUGGGAAUGGGACAGAUCUCUAACUACGUGGUGGCCUUCAUACUGGGAACAGAAAUUCUUGGCAAAUCAGUUCGUAUUGUAUUCUCUACAUUAGGAGUUUGCAUAUUUUUUGCAAUUGGCUACAUGUUGCUGCCACUGUUUGCUUACUUCAUCAGAGACUGGCGGAUGCUGCUGCUGGCGCUCACUGUCCCGGGGCUGUUCUGCAUCCCGCUCUGGUGGAUCAUUCCUGAAUCCCCUCGGUGGCUGAUCUCCCAAGGAAGAUAUAAGGAGGCAGAAGUUAUUAUCCAAAAGGCUGCAAAAAUAAAUGGCGUUCCAGCCCCAGCCGUGCUUUUCGACACCGCGGAGAUGCAGGAUUCGAAGCCUCAGCAGCAGCAGAAGGCUAUCCUUCUGGACCUAUUUCGAACCCGAAACAUUGCAACUAUUACUAUUAUGUCAUUACUUUUGUGGUUUUUCACAUCAGUUGGUUACUUUGGCCUGUCCCUCAGCACUCCAAACUGGCAUGGAAGUGCCUACAUCAACUGUUUCCUCUCGGCUGUUAUUGAAGUUCCAGCUUACGUGAUUGCCUGGCUUCUCCUCCGCUCCUUCCCUCGGCGCUACUCCUUAUCUGGCACCCUGUUUCUAGGGGGAGGUGUUGUCCUCUUCAUUCAGCUGGUUCCUGCAGAUCUUAAUGUUCUGUCCGUUGGCCUGGUGAUGCUUGGAAAAUUUGGCAUCACAGCUGCGUUUUCAAUGCUUUACGUCUACGAUGUGGAGCUAUAUCCAACACUAGUGCGAAACAUGGCAGUCGGAGCUACUUCCACAGCUUCCAGGCUGGGCAGCAUCAUUGCUCCUUACUUUGUUUACCUGGGUGCCUAUGACAGAUUCCUACCAUAUAUCCUGAUGGGAAGCCUGACUGUGCUGAUUGGGAUCCUCACCCUGUUUCUCCCGGAGAGCUACGGCAAUCCCCUGCCUGAGAGCUUUGAGCAGAUGCUGAAGGUGAAAUGUUUCAGAAAUGGGCAACAAACCACUGGCAUUAGGAAUUCAAAGGAGAGUCCUAAAAUGCUGGUAACACCCUUGUGA